Peniophora sp. CBMAI 1063 is the source of this 345-nucleotide messenger RNA. NCBI's taxonomy places the organism in Eukaryota, Fungi, Basidiomycota, Agaricomycetes, Russulales, Peniophoraceae. The record is from the annotation of a GenBank genome assembly.
AUGAUUCUUCUCCUCGUGGGUCUUCGGGUACACUGGCGCGAAGCUCGCGAACAUCGAUUGUGGAACGACCUCUGGAAUCAAGGUCUGCUAUAUCUUCUUGCUGCUGCACUGAUUGACAUACCGGUGGUCGUACUGGUUAUACUUGACGUCGAUCCGAUCGCCACUGCGUUAUCCCUCCAGUUAUUGAUCAUCAUAAUGCCGGUGUGCACAACACGCAUGUUCCGUUUCCUGAACAAGGCUGUGCGAGGGGAGAACGAAGAAACUGACAGGUUUACCGGUAAACCUUUGCCAAACCGAAGUCAGGACCCGGGAGCCGGCCGCGCAAUGGAGCUGGCGCCGAUGUGA